GGCAUUUUUUUUCCAAGUGAAGUCUCAACUAAGUCAGAAACCAAGUGCUCUGCUGUGGAUUCCCAGUUUUAAUAUUUUUAUGAUUUUGAAUGUUAUGGAUACCAACAGCACUAGUUCUGAGAGUCCAUGGCCACCCAAUUUCUGGAAUCAAAUAAUAAUAGCAUUUACAGUUUCUAUGGUCAUUGGACUUGUAAUUGGAGGCACAAUCUGGACUUUGUUUACUUGCCUGUCUAGUCGCAGAGCUAGUGCACAUAUUUCCCACUGGAGUACCUCAUCCUCUAGCCGGCGUUCCAGAGUUUCCCAUGGAAGUGCUGCUAACAGACCAGGAUUUUACCGCAACAGCAGUUGUGAACGUCGCAGCAACCUCAGUUUGGCCAGUCUUACCUUCCAAAGGCAAGCUUCCUUAGACCAGACCAACUCCUUUCCAAGAAAAUCAAGUUUCCGGGCCUCUACAUUUCAUCCUUUUCUUCAGUCCCCUCCACUUCCUGUAGAAACUGACAGUCAGCUGAUAACACUGACACCCACCAGUACUACCACAACUGUUACUGGGAGCACCACCAACAGCCUAAGUCGUCCUGAAUUUCACUGGCCCAAUAAUAGUCUUCGGGCCUGCCAUUCUACGCAAACACCACCUCCUGCCUAUGACACGAUCAUAAAGGCUUUUCUAGAUUCUUGAGUUGGAUUUUCAGAAACAUAAAAGCAUGAGGAAGAAUCUUAGUUCUAUUAUUUUCUGUAGUCUCUGAAGAUACCUGUGAAGAUUCUCUUUCCAAAAAGGACAUACUGUAGGAGACACAAAUGACAUUGAUUUGAUGGAAGGAUGCACUGAUAGUGUUCAAAGACCUUCCUUGCUUUGACUCACAAAGGGAGCACUUUGCACUGCAUCCAUAUGUAUUUAUAGUUUAUGCCUGCACUGUAAUCAUUGCCUUCAGUUUAAAUGAUGCAAACAUUUUGCUGUCUUAUGAACUGAUACCUUUGGAAAAACAAACCAAAGCACACUUAAGAAUGAUGGAACUCCUUUGAACUGUGGAAUCAAUGUUGUUAUUCUUUUUGUGACAAUUUUUUUUUCUCUGCGGGGAGUUCUGCUUUUCAAAUAGUUUCUUCCUAUCACGUGUUUGUCAGUUGGCAGCAACCAUAUGUUAUCUAUAAGAUGUUCAGGAAUUCUUCUACGGACUUGAUUUAAAAUAAUUGCAUGUUGCGAUCAUCAUUUGCCAGGUUUAGGACCUUUGAUUUACAUUCUUAGGAAUCCAAAGCACAGUUAGAUUAAGAAGUGGCUUACAGAACCAAAACCAAAUCUAUUUGUGGGUGCUAGCACAGGCUUAAGAUCAAGGUAUCCUCAGUGGGACCCAUAGCGUAAAAGAAAUGAGGCUUUCAUAUGCCUCUGAAAUUCUCAGGUCCUUUGUGUAAAAUGAGAAAGUAAAGACAAUGAGUCUUUUUGCUGUUUAUGGGGCCUCAGGAAACACAAAUUUCACUGCCCUUAGGAGCAGCUUCAAGUAUGGCAUGUGUGUGAAUAGAUUCACUAAUGACACUAAGUCACAGCCCAAUUUUUUACAUGAUACUAUUUUAAACCUAUUGUAUUCAGGAAUGACAGUACUUUUCAAUUAAGGCAGUAGCCAAGCCAAAUGUUGAUUUAGCAAGAUUAGACUACGUAGGGCUCCUUUAAAUACAAUAGACAUGCUAAUUCUGUUUAUGGAUUUCAGAUUUAUGCACUAGGAUUGUGGCACUCUCUAUAUCUGCAAAAGUUUUUUUUAGGCUAGGGAUCAUUUCAAGAUGCUACACUAGAACUUAAUAGUUGGUUAAUUUCAAUAUUUUGCUUCUUGUUUUAAAAUUGAUCAUAUAAAAUAUGUCAGUUACUUGAAAUACAAAAAUAUAACAAAGUCACAAUAAAGAAAAUAAAAAUCCUAACAAACAGUAAGGUAUGAGAAAGACAUAUCAUUAUUGCAGUGUUUAAUGAGAAGAAAUAAACUUAUCUGAACAAGA
This is a messenger RNA of Sphaerodactylus townsendi, 1977 nucleotides long. RefSeq names its product MYC target 1 (gene MYCT1). The transcript has 2 exons. Gene Ontology annotation, cellular component: nucleoplasm. NCBI's taxonomy places the organism in Eukaryota, Metazoa, Chordata, Lepidosauria, Squamata, Sphaerodactylidae. The record is from RefSeq and is a predicted model, not a curated record. Bases 80 to 676 code for a protein of 198 amino acids.